CGGUUUCAAAUAUUUGUAUCACAACAUUCCAUAUAACAAUGUCUUUAGGGUACUUAUAUGGCUUUCGACUUUCUGUGAUCAACCCUCAAACCCCCAAGCUCCCUGCACCGGCUCACCAUGAGUAGAAACAAAGAAAAGGUUAGCGGUAUUUUUCGACGUCUUUUUCGGUCUGCAACUAGAGAAGGAGAAGGCCCAAGCAAAGCCGGAGCUAACGGUGGGGCGGGUUCACCUGCACGUCACAGGCUGCUGAGAGGCUGCAGGGAUGCUGUAGCUCCAGCUGCUCCAGGACCAGCAGGCGCAGCAAGUCCCGCUUUUAAAGGCAAACGGGACGAAGCACAAAAUAAGACUGUUAGAGCUAGGAGGUUAAUGAAAGAGCUAAGGGAUCUGCAACGGUUACAAAAUUCCAAGCCAGAUCCCGUAUUCACGGUAGAACUAGUCGACGACAACCUCUUCGAAUGGCACGUGAAACUGCUCAAAGUUGACAGUGAUAGCGACCUAGGUGGUGAUAUGCGAGACCUAGGAAUAUCCCACAUCCUACUUCAUCUUGUUUUCCCAGAAAAUUUCCCUUUCGCGCCACCUUUCAUGCGAGUUAUAUCGCCUAGGAUAGAAAAAGGUUUCGUCAUGGAAGGUGGAGCUAUCUGUAUGGAACUACUCACACCCAGAGGCUGGGCCAGCGCCUACACCGUAGAAGCCGUGAUAAUGCAAUUCGCAGCUAGCGUGGUGAAAGGCCAGGGGCGGAUACAAAGGAAAAACAAAGGACAAAAGGUGUUUAACAGACGUACAGCCGAGGAAAGCUUCAGAUCCCUGGUAAAAACGCAUGACAAGUUCGGAUGGGUGACGCCCAGCUUAGCGGACGGCUAGUGGAGGGCUAAUAUGAAUUGAAGACACAAGUAGAUAAAGGUGUCGUGUAACAAAAUCAUUUUUUAUUGGGAUUUCUUACUUUAUUGACAUUUUAAAAAAAUAUUUAAGUUAGUUUGUUAUUAUCUUGUGUUCGCUACAAAGUAAUCACAGAAUGAAGGUUAGUUUAAUGCAAAAAAGCAAUAAAUAAAUGUUACAUGACACCUUUAUCCACAUCUGUUUUCAAUUGUUUAGGUACAAUUAUGUUCAAAAGGUAUCUCCACUUUAAUUUCGAAUAUUGUUAGCGCAUUCACCGAUUUUUGUAGUGUACACAUCCACCAUAAUUACAAGUACUCCUAAAUGGUGGAAUACAGUGGACCUC
Acanthoscelides obtectus is the source of this 1219-nucleotide messenger RNA. NCBI's taxonomy places the organism in Eukaryota, Metazoa, Arthropoda, Insecta, Coleoptera, Chrysomelidae. The record is from the annotation of a GenBank genome assembly.